Corchorus capsularis is the source of this 3840-nucleotide messenger RNA. NCBI's taxonomy places the organism in Eukaryota, Viridiplantae, Streptophyta, Magnoliopsida, Malvales, Malvaceae. The record is from the annotation of a GenBank genome assembly.
AUGGUCUACUUUACAUUUAUUUGGCAUAAACUGUCUUUAGAUCCUGAUGCGCCAAGGGCUUAUCAUGUCUUAGAAGAACACAUUGGAGCCAAAGAAGAUCAUGGAGAUGUCAUCGAUGCUAGCUUGGAGGAGCAUGGACAUGGAAGCACAAGUGACCGGCCAUUGCUUGGAGAAGUCGCGCAACACCGGCCACAUGACCGGCCAUCGCAUACGACAUCGCAUGGGGCAUCCGGCCACAACCGACCAUCGCUUGGCGCACCAACCGGCCACAACCGGACAUCGAUUGGGCCAUCCGGACAAGACCGGCCAUUUGAUCCUUUAGCCAUUCCGCAAGGUCCAAUGACUAGGGCUCGGGCUAAAAGGUUCAAGGAAGCUUUAUUGGGCUUUGUUACAAACCCUAUUGGAUUCAAGUGGUACAAAAUAGGAGACAAGUGGUCACGAGAAGAAAGGAGUGCUCUAGGAGUUGCUCUUGUUAGGCCUAUUGAAGCUAGUAUUAUGGAAGGAGAACAAGAGCAACCAAACGUGGCUGCUAUGUUGCAAACUUUAAUUCAACGAUUGGACAAUAUGGAUACUAAAUUCGAUAUCUUGACCAAUGAAGUCCAACAAGUACAAAUUGCUACUCUUGAAUUCACGGAGAAUGCGUUAAAUUGGUGGAAUCAAUUGGUGCAAACAAGGAGAAGAAACUUGGAAAGGCCGAUCAACACUUGGUUGGGUCUAAAGAGUUACAUGAGGAAGAGAUUUGUUCCAAGCUUUUACACUAAUGGUCUCUACCAAGAGUUGCAAUCCUUAAGGCAUGGAACUAGGAGUGUUGAUGAAUACUACUCCGAGAUGAUGUUGUUAAUGUCUAGGGCCGAGGUUGAUGAAGCUCCACAAGCUACUAUAGCUAGGUUUAUGGUGGGAUUGAAUAGAGAAAUUCAUGAUAUUGUGGAGAUGCAACAACACUAUGAUGUUGAGGAAUUGCUUCAACAUGCUUUGAAGGCCGAGAGUCAAGUAAAGAGGAAUAAGAAGAGCUUUUCAUCAUCAUCAAGCUCAUGGAAAACUCCAAUCAAGAAGGAUGAUAAGUCAUCAAAAGAAAAGGAGUUAGUGGCGCAAAAAUGUACUACCCCUAAAUCCAAUUCUAAAUCUUCAUCGAGUUCAUCUUCUAAGAACUAUGUAAAGUGUUUCAAGUGUCAAGGAUUUGGACACUUUGCAAGGGAUUGCGUUAACAAGAAAGUCAUGCUUACUAAUGACAAUGGUGAAAUCGUAAUUGAAGAUGAGUAUAUUGCACUUGGAUCAAGUGGAGAUGGAGAUGAUGAAGUAGAGGUACAAACCGAAGAUGAUGAUAGUGAUGGCUCAACACCGGCGCUCUUGAACUUAGUUGCAAGGAGAACUUUGAGUGCCUAUGUUAAAGGAGAUGUGCAAAAUCAAAGGGAGAAUUUGUUUCAUACUAGGAUGUAUGCGAAUGGAAAGCCUAGUAGUGUGAUCAUUGAUGGAGGAAGUUGCACAAAUAUAGCUAGUGUGUAUUUGGUGAAGGAGCUUGCGUUAUCCACCACUAAACACCCUAAACCAUAUAGUUUAGGAUUGUUCAAUGAUAGAGAGGAGAUUAAGGUUAACAAACAAGUUUUAGUUUCUCUUUCUUUGGGCAGGUACAAUGGUGAGGUGCUAUGUGAUGUACUACCAAUGCAAGCAUGUCAUGUUCUACUUUGUCGUCCAUGGCAAUAUGACAACAAGGUCCAUCAUGAUGGUGAAACAAAUAAGUAUUCCUUUAUGAGUGGUAAGCGUCCUAUUACCUUGAUUCCUUUAUCACCUCAAGAAGCUUUAAAAGAUCAAUUGAAAUUGAAAGAGGAAUUUGCUAAGAUGGAAUCUGACUUUAGGACUAAAGAAAAGAAUAAACAUGCUAAAUUAGAUGUGAAUUGCGAUUUAGUUGAAAAGCAUGCUAGUUCUAAGAAAAUUGUUAAAGAGUGUAUGUUAGCUACUAAGAGUGAGAUUAAAGAAGCUUUGAAUGAUAAUUCUGUUUUGAUCUUACUUUUGCUUAAGAAUACACUUGUUGCUACUAACGACUUGGAAAGAGAGCUUCCAAGCAAUAUUGUUUCUCUUUUGAGUGAUUAUGUAGAUGUGUUUCCGGAGGAAAUUCCUAGUGGUUUGCCGCCAAUUAGGGGAAUUGAACAUCAAAUUGACUUCGUCCCUGGAGCGCAAAUACCUAAUAAGCCAGCUUAUAGAACAAACCCUGAAGAAACAAAGGAAUUGGAGAAGCAAGUUGGAGAGCUACUACAAAAAGGGUUUGUGCGUGAAAGCCUUUCUCCAUGUGCCGUUCCUGUGUUGCUUGUUCCUAAGAAAGAUGGGACUUGGAGAAUGUGUGUGGAUUGUAGGGCAAUAAACAACAUCACGGUAAAGUAUCGUCACCCUAUUCCUAGAUUAGAUGAUAUGCUUGAUGAAUUGCAUGGUGCUUGCUUAUUUUCUAAGAUUGAUCUUAAGAGUGGCUAUCAUCAAAUUCGCAUGAAAGAGGGUGAUGAAUGGAAAACUGCCUUUAAAACUAAAUUAGGGUUGUAUGAAUGGUUAGUUAUGCCUUUUGGAUUGACUAAUGCACCUAGUACAUUCAUGCGAUUAAUGAAUCAUGUUUUAAGAACUUUUAUUGGCAAGUUUGUUGUUGUUUAUUUUGAUGAUAUUCUUGUGUAUAGCCGAAACCUAGAUGAGCAUGUUAGGCAUCUAAGAUGUGUGUUAGAUGUACUUAGGGUUGAGAAAUUGUAUGCUAACCUUAAGAAGUGCACCUUUUGCACAAACAAGCUUGUUUUCCUUGGUUUUGUGGUUUCAUCGCAAGGUAUAGAGGUUGAUGAGGAAAAGAUCAAAGCAAUCAAAGAUUGGCCAACACCCACCAACGUUGGACAAGUGAGAUAUUUUCAUGGAUUAGCCGGAUUCUAUAGGAGGUUUGUUAAGGACUUUAGCACCUUAGCUGCCCCUAUUACAAGUGUUAUGAAGAACAAUGCACCAUUCAAUUGGGGAGAUGAACAACAAGAAGCAUUUGAGACGUUGAAGGAUAAACUAACUAAUGCUCCUUUGCUUGUUUUACCUAACUUUAACAAUACUUUUGAGAUUGAAUGUGAUGCAUCAGGGGUUGGAAUUGGAGCUGUUUUAAUGCAAGGUGGGAAGCUCGUCGCCUAUUUUAGUGAGAAAUUGAAUGGGGCUGCAUUAAAUUAUCCAACCUAUGAUAAAGAGUUGUAUGCUCUUGUGAGGGCGUUGCAAGGGUGCAAGGAAGUCAUCUUUGAACCCGGGGAUUGGGUUUGGUUGCAUCUAAGGAAGGAGAGGUUCCCUGAAAAGAGAAAGUCUAAGCUCUUACCUCGUGGAGAUGGUCCAUUCCAAGUCUUGGAGAGGAUCAACAACAACGCAUACAAGCUAGAUCUUCCUAGUGAAUAUGGCAAUGUAAAAGAACACAUUGGAGCCAAAGAAGAUCAUGGAGAUGUAAUCGAUGCUAGCUUGGAGGAGCAUGGACAUGGAAGCACAAGUGACCGGCCAUUGCUUGGAGAAGCCGCGCAACACCGGCCACAUGACCGGCCAUCGCAUGCGACAUCGCAUGGGGCAUCCGGCCACAACUGGCCAUCGCUUGGCGCACCAACCGGCGACAAUCGGACAUCGAUUGGGCCAUCCGGACAGGACCGGCCAUUUGAUCCUUUAGCCAUUCCGCAAGAUCCAAUGACUAGGGCUCGGGCUAAAAGGUUCAAGGAGGCUUUAUUGGGCUUUGUAAGAUCUCAUCUUGGAGGUUUAGAGUCCAUUGAAGAACAUUUGGAAGGCAUUGAAGUCGACAUCACCAAGAAUAUUCCCAUCGAUUCCAAGUUGUUCACCUUACUUGAAAUCGAUGAGCAUUAG